Molecule: messenger RNA, 1426 nt
Organism: Leptopilina boulardi
Lineage: Eukaryota; Metazoa; Arthropoda; Insecta; Hymenoptera; Figitidae
Gene: CCHa1
Exons: 6
Coding region: 170-820 (216 amino acids)
Source: RefSeq, a predicted model, not a curated record
UGUUACGAAUCCUUCGUCAAUGUUGACUAAGAUAUUUAAAUUUUUCAUUAUAACAAUAGAACGUGAUUAUAAUAUUAGCAAGUGUCUUUUUACAAAAGAGUGCAAUUUUUUCGCCUCAAGGAAAAUUUGUUGAGACAAGAAAAGAGAAAUAAUAGGAGGUAAAGAAGAAAUGAAUUUAAACAUGCGAGGAAAACACGGUGCGGUAGUAACGAAGAAUUCGUACAGUCUGACAGGUGUAACAUGGUCCCUUAUCUUCAUGUUGGUUUUUUGUUUCGCCGGUUGCGCUGCAGUUUCAGGUUCUUGUUUGAGCUAUGGACAUUCUUGUUGGGGCGCCCACGGUAAGCGAAGUGGAAAUAAUUUUGGAUCAAGUAACUUACGAAUGAAUGAAGACAAUAAAAAUAUUGUUCUACCUUUGGUAAACGAUCAAUGGAUGUUGUCUCCCUUGAUUAAUAAACGUCAUCCGAUGCCGUCAUCUGGAAAAUAUCGAGUUAGGUGGAUGAAUAUAUUGAAAGGAAAAAGUUUACCUUCUCGCGAUUGGGAUAGCAACGAAUCAAUUGCAUCAAAAGAAGAAAAUGAUAUUACGAGGAAUAUAAAUUAUAGAUUGCCAAGUGAGAAAAAUGAGAGAUUUUUAAAGAACACAGAGAGCAAUGAGGAAUCAAAGGAAUCGGAAGGAUUUUUACACGAGUCGACGGAACCAUUUGUCAAUGAUGAUAGUAGCGAAGAAAUUAUUUUGCUUCCUAAAAAUCGGGAAACAAAUGACAAUUCAAGACAAUUUAGAUUCAUGAAAAUAAUGCGUAAUACGAAUGCUAAUUUGAAAUAGAACAUAAAUUAGUCGUCUUAUUCUAAUAAGUAGAGGCUAAAUAAUUCUCAUUGGAAAAGGGGAGGAAAAAAAUUGUUUUUCUUUAUUUUUUUUUAAAAAGAGUACUGAUUUUUGCAUAUAUUAAAAAAAAUUCGAUUUUACGUGCCAAAUUGAAUAAAAUGGACAAACAAAUUAACUUGUAGAAUCAUAUUGAGAAAAAAUAACUCUCUUGGGACUGAUACUUAAGAAUCUUUCAAAUAUAAAAAUAUAAAUAAUUGCGCGAGGAGAGAAUUUAUUAUUAAAAAAAAAAAAAAAUCUCUAAAUGCACGUACUAUCAAAUAUAUAAGAAAUUUCACUAUACUCUAGUUUUGUAAAAUAAUUUCCUAUUAUUCUCAUUUCAAAACAAAAAAAAAUAUUGUUGUUUCUCCAAUUUUUUCUUUUAUUUAAAAUCUUGUUUAUAAAUUGUAAUAAAAAUUUUCGUCAAUUUUUUGCCGAAUGAAUAAAAUAAAAAACAAAUUGCUGUUAUUGUUGAAUAAAUAAAAAAUUAAGAAGAUUUAAUUAUUUUCUAUUUUACGUUCUCUUGUAAAUGAUUAUUUUUAUUUAUUAAUGCAGAAAUUUUUAUUAUAA